Molecule: messenger RNA, 6270 nt
Organism: Synchiropus splendidus (mandarinfish)
Lineage: Eukaryota; Metazoa; Chordata; Actinopteri; Syngnathiformes; Callionymidae
Gene: cep295
Product: centrosomal protein 295
Exons: 29
Coding region: 205-6045 (1946 amino acids)
Biological process (GO): regulation of centriole replication
Cellular component (GO): centriole; cytosol; centrosome
Source: RefSeq, a predicted model, not a curated record
AACACACAGGAAGUGACGUUUUAACAGUCUUUCCUGGUCGACAUGGCUACUGCGAAUUGAAAACAAAAGCUCCAUUUGGCCGUCGGUUUUAAAAAGAAUCCUAAAAUACCAUGUUGACCGCCAAACUGACCAGGUUAAUAAAAGUCCGGAACAGGACUAGACAAGGUUAGUUUACUCAGCUCUCGGCCGUCGCUGGCUUGCGGGAUGAUGAAGGGAAAAGUGUCCAAACUGCGGCUAAGCCCGAACGAAGAAGCUCAACUCAUUCGAGAGGAGCGGGAGAGAAGAAGGAAACUACGGAUACAGCAGGUGCGAGAGCAGCAGCGCUAUAUAGCCCAGCAGAUCCGUCAGAAUGUGGAGCGGAAGCGUCAGCGUGAGCUUGACCUGCUGGGGGAACAACUUCGGACGGACUGGGAGCGACAGCAGAGAGAGAAACUCUUCGCUCUGCAGAACUUGUACCAAGAGAGUCUCCAGCUUGUGGGCCAGGGUCAGAGGAGUGCCAAAGAGAAUGAGCCUGAUUUGCAAGCCAUAGCUCAGAGGGAAGAGGAGAAUCAGGCCAAAGCAGAGGCGCGUUACAGAGAAGCUCUACGAGAGCUCCACACACAGAAGCUGAGAGACAGUGAGAAACAAAGAAGGUGCAUCAGUGCCAGGAACAGAGCUCUGCAGGCUGAAAAGGAAAGAGCUGCCAUAGUGUCCAGCCUCCCUCCUCCUCCUCCUCCAAUUCAGGUUCAGAGCGUUGUUUCUAAGAAGCCACUAGUGAGAAGAAGAUAUGACGUGCGCGCAUACGCCAACACCAACUGUCACCUGUCUACUGCUAAAGUGGACAGAGAGGAAGAGUCCGGCCAGCCAAAUGCACAACAAGGAGCAGAGCAGGAGAUGAGGAGGCUUCAGGACCUGCACAUGGAGGAGGAGAGGAAGAGAGGGGAGCAGAUUGAGAUGGCUCGGCACAGAGGGCAAGAGGCUUUGAAGAAGGAAAAACAUGUGCAGGACAGACAGCGGCUCCUCGUUGAACUGGAACACAUGCAGCAGACAGACCUGCUGAGGAGGAGACAGCAGGUGUCACUGAUGCCUGCUCACAUCACCCAGUCACUUUACCAGAGACAUGAGAUGAAGGAGGACUUCCAGAUGGAUUUGGAGUUUGCCUUCAAUGACUUGCACACAGAGAGAAGAACCCUCCCCCUCAAUGAAGGAAGGAACGCUGACGUGGUCCAUCAGCUGCUGCCUGAGCCGCUUCCACCGCCGUCCCCUGGCCGCUUGGAUCAGGAGCUGGACGUCACUCAGGAUGACGUCCCCAUGCUGCAUGAGGUGAACUGGGAGCAGGAGGCGCCAAAGGAUCAGCCUGAAACUACUUCUCAGGUGGAUCCCUCCAGACCUGCUCAUAGACAGGCGCUGAGAAAACUCCUGGACCGCAUCAGGAACCAGGCCCACCAGACGGUCCCGUGUGCCAGCCAGAGUAGCUUAAUCCCUGUGGACGAGUUACCAGCUGACCAGAUCCCAGAGAAGGACACCAGUAUAGAGACGGGCUCGAUAAGCAAUGAGGAGAGAGGAGGACCUCCCCUGGGUCGGCCCACGUAUCCACCAGCCGUGAUUGAGGAGGAUGAAGUUUCUUCUAUGGCUGAUGAACAAAUCCCUGAGUCAGUGUGUGACUCUGACAGCAGGAGGAAGAGGGAGCUGGAGCUGGAGCAGGAGAAGCAGCAGCAGGUGCUUUUGCUGCAGGAGUUGGAGCAACAGAAGCUCAUGCUGGAGCAGAUGCUGUCUGAUGCUCAGCAGGAGAGAGAUGCCCUGAAAGCUGACGCAACCCUCGAAACUGCUGCUGCCAGACCCGUCCCAGUCACCCAGGACCAGGGAGGGACCCAGCAGCUGGAGGGGGGGCAAGACAAGGUUGAUCUCUUGCCUAGUUUGCAGGUUGAACCCAGUGCUGGUAUGGACGAUCACUCCAAGAGGGUCAGAGAGUACCAGAGGAGGAUGCUGGAACAAAGCAGGGUACACCAGAGAUCUGUGGAGGUGGCUCGGCAGCGUCUGCAGGACUACCAGCGAGCUCUUCAGAUUCGCUACAGCUUGUCUGCUGCGCCUCCUGCUCCAUGUCCCGAAUUUCCAGAGCCGACCCAACCUUCAGCAUCUCUGCAAGCCCCUACCAGAGAGGGCGCUGCUGAGGCCCAGCUCAGUCUUCCUCAUUCUGUAUUACCACACUUGGGUCUUCCUCCCACUGCUGCAGCGCACAGACCUUCAACCUCUGCAGAUGUUCCCACCAGAGAUUCGCCAGUUCCAGCUUUACCUCUGGACAUGCUUGAUAGCGCCAUGAGGAACCUGACAAGACCUCUCCUAGACUCCAACCAGUGGUCUGCAGAUGUCCGACAGAAGGUUGCGCAGCAUCUUUCAGGGCGACUACAGCCCUCCAAAACAUAUUUUCCUCAGGAGGUGUUGACUACAAAUCACCUUGGAACCAGUCCUCCACAUCAACUUCUGGAACACACAACUGAUGACAAUCAGGCUUCAAGAAGAGAAGCCCAACAGAUGGCAGAGCGAAUGAAAGAACAGAAGAGUCUUGGAUGGAAACUCCAAGAGGCUGAAAGGCUGUUGCAGCAGACGCAACAAGAGGUGGAGAGGCAGGGACAAGAACUUCAGGAGCUGAGGAGGCAGAGGCAGUUGGAGCAGGAAGCACAGAGAAUCGUUGAUCAGAGGCGAUUGGAGGAGGAGGCUAAACAGCAGCUGGAGGAAAGAAAGGCUCAUCAUCUACGUGAGGUCCAGCGAGCAGUGAGGCGCCAGCAACUUCAGGAGCCACAUACAGUGAUGGAGCAACGGGAGGAAGAAGAGCGACUGAGAGAGAGGCUUCAAGAGACUCUGGAACUGUUGCGCCAGAGGUUGCAAGAGAUGGAGAGCCAGGGACGAGAACUUGAGGAGUUCCACAGACUGCUGGAGGGGAGACGACUGGAGGCGCUGGAGAUUCAGCAGAGACGACUGCAACUGAAGAGGCAGGAGCCAGAAGCUCAGGAGACUCGCAGAGUGGUGGAGCAGCGAGAGGAAGAACAACAACAACUGAGGCAUAAACUUCUGGAGGCUCAAAGACUCUUACAAGAGAGGCAACAAGACAUGGAGCGGCAAGGCCGAGAACUGCAGGAGGUCCGCCAGCUGAUGGAGCUCAGAAGUCUGGAGGAGAUAGAGGCUCACGUGCAGCAGGAGGAGAGAUGGCCACAACAGAGAAUAAGGGCUGAAGAAGAGCAACGGCAUCAAGAGUUUGAGGAGGCUCAGGCAGAAGCACUCGGUGAGGCAUGGACCCCUGAUGAAGAAGCCCAGGUGUUGAUGGAGCUGAGGCGUGGAGAUCAGGAGGAGGUGAAGCAGAUGGCGCCAGAGGUCACUGAUGAUGUUCUGGCGUCAGAGCGCAUCCAUCAAGCUCGUCUGAAAAUACUGGGCUCACUUCUCAAGGCCAUAGAAGAUUCCAGAGGCGGCAGUCUGUCACACUUGGAGGAGGAGGUGGAGGGCGAGCAGGGAGAAGUGGUCCAGCUGUGCACCAGCAGUGAGAGAAUGAGACCCGAGCAAGAGAGACCUUCUCCUCGUGCAGCCAAACCUCCGGUGACCCGCGUCAGACUGGAUCAGAUGGAACAACAUGAGCUGAGUGCGAUUCAAGAGGUGGACUCGCCGGUCAACAUCAGUCAAGUCGCAGGUCAGGAGGAUGCCGGGAGGUCAACAUCACUGGCUGCUGUCUGGCUGGAGGAGUGGAGCUCGUCGCUGUCCUCUGAUGGGGUUCUUCAGAUCACCUCGGCAUCUAGUCAAGACCAGCAGCUUCCUGGGCGACUCUCUGAUGAGUUCAUGUGGAGAGGGAGGCGGCUCAUGGGCCUGGGAUCCACUUCAGGACUGUCUGACUCUGAUUCAGCCAAGAGAAGCAUGUCCACACCUUCGUCUGACUCUGGACGGGGAGCUGACUUCUCAGGACCAGCAGGGAGGACAUGCCGCUCACCCUCAGAGCUCACCAGGCCGACUGAAGGUCGACACAGCACGUCUCCCCUGAGACCGACUCACUCCGUCUCCUCUCCUGGCGUCACCGAGGAUCCUCCCGCUGACCUUCAGAUCAGUGGACCAGCGUCCCAGGAGCAGGAGGGCAGCAGAUGGGGAGCUGAGUGGGUGGACGUCUCCUCCUUGAGUCACAGCUCUCACAUCAGCCCUGGCGCAAGAAGUUCCCUUCCUUCUGUGGAGUCCUUGUUCAGUGACCACAGCAUCCAGAGGAUCAUCGACAGAUACACCCGGGAGCUGGACAUGUCCCUCAGCUCUGCUGGGAAACACACCGACCCCAGCAGCUCCCUGCUGGAGGAUCCCGGCCCUUCAGUUUCCCAGCAUUCUUUUGUUGCGUUGACCCCGAGGGAAGCAGAAGGCGGGGAGUCCAGUUCGUCUGAGCAGCCUGCUUCUUCCAAAUCUGGUGUCAGCAGCUCGGAUCUGUCAGACUUCCCGAUCCCAGAGCAGCAUUCUGCCUCGGAGGAGCCGUCUGUUUCUGCGGACCCGGGUCAGGACUCUUUCAGGCCUCUGGUUGGCCAGCUGGACCUGUCAUCCUCCCUGACUGUGGAUCCUCAGGAGUCACGGCUGGACCAGCUGGUCGGCCAGCCCUUCGCUCAGUCAUCCAUGAUCGGGCCGCCUGUCACUGGGAGCAGCGUCCUCCGGGGAUGGGACUCCACUGUGAUUCGCAUGGCGGGCCGGGUGACCCAGCUGGCGACCCCUCACACGGUUCCGCAGGUGUCCGAACCACUGACCGCGUGGUUGCACGAGAGCACGGAGGAGAGUGUGAUGAGGCCGCUGGUCUGGGAGCUGGACGAGUCCUCAGGUCCGAGUGGAUCUUCAGUUAACCGGAGUGGUGGGGAAGCCUCCGCUGUGUCUGCUGCUCCUCCACAUCCCAGCGUCCCUCAUGAGGUCCCGGAGCACAAUCCAGCCGCUCCGUCUGAGGAUCUGCUUCAGGAAGGUUCUUUCUUCGCGCUCUUGCCAGAGGUCACCCAGAACGAGACAGCAGACGCCUCCAUGACCUUUAACCCCCUGCAGCAGGAGGUCUCCUGCGCCUCACCCGCUGCCGCUGAUUCCUCUCACAGCGAUCCACCUGAACCGGAGCGCUUCAGAGCUGAGCUCCCGGGGCCAGCUGGGCCGGAGCCGACGGUGGAGCUCAGCUCGCUCAGCCUGUCCAGUUCAAAUGAGUGUGAGGUGACGGCCUUCCUCGUGCAGCCGGAUCUCGAGGAUCGUUGGAUCGACGAGGACGCACCCGGGGAGCCUCUCGCUCCUUCAGGGGAAGCAGAGGGGAACAUGGCUGCUGCACCAGCGACCCAGGUGUCACUUGUGAGCAGUGAUCAGCUCUGUCAUUUUGACCCGUCUGGACAGAAGGGCAUCCUGGAGCAGUCGGAGAUCACACUGGCGAGUCUGACAGACACCACACUGCAGGACAGCAGCAGAAGCCCUUCUGAGGAUGAGGAGAUGGCCAGCAAGCUGGAGGACGAAGACCCAGCACCUGGUGUCUCGCAGGAGUCGGAAGGUGGAGUCAGAGCCACUGUUGGCGUGAGAGAAGAGCAGGUCCAGGAGCAGCCAGCCCCUCCUGCUGCGACCCUGCUGCAGUUCCAGUGGGGCCCCGUCGACCCACCAGACACCUAUCAGCAGAAGCGAAGCGCCCUGAUCCAGAGGUCGUCCCGGAGGGUCGAAGACAUCCGGGCCCGCAGAGACCAAGCCAAGACGGAGAGGUCGCCGACACAGAGGGCAGGGUCAGGAGGUCACAUCACUGCUGGAGACCAAACAACUGUCCAGGGACAGAAGAAGCUACUUAUCACCUCCACAGGUGUCUGCAGUGACCAUCGACAGGUGGUCACUGAGGAGGUGAAGACCUGUGACCCUGCGCAACGAAGACGAGGCGUGGUGGAGAUGAAGAGACGAACCCAGAGGCUGUACGAGCAGCUGGAGGAGGUGAAGGUCCAGAGAGCCGCCCGCAGCCGGCAGGAGGAGAGCGCCCGGAACCGCCUGAAGGCUCAGGAGUUCCACAAGAAAACCCUGGUGAAGCUUCGUGCCAGACUCCCGCCGCCACCGUGAUGAGCCGCCCAGUAAUUUAUUACUUUUUAACAAUAAAGUUUUUAAGUUAUGGAGGUGCAGAGUGGAGCCGGGUCACCACACUGAACAUGGUGGUCAUGAGGCGUUUAUUAGAAAAGUCAUUCAAGUGUGAUCAGAGUUUGGAGAAGGGCACCUCCUUCAGGUCCUUCUUCUCUAGCGCAGCCUGAGCCGACUUCAUCAGGUCCUGGGUCUGCAGCAUGCUCAUGU